Messenger RNA from Zychaea mexicana, 2743 nucleotides. RefSeq lists its product as uncharacterized. Gene Ontology annotation, molecular function: histone binding; DNA binding. The transcript has 3 exons. NCBI's taxonomy places the organism in Eukaryota, Fungi, Mucoromycota, Mucoromycetes, Mucorales, Lichtheimiaceae. Gene Ontology annotation, cellular component: SWI/SNF complex. Gene Ontology annotation, biological process: positive regulation of DNA-templated transcription. The record is from RefSeq and is a predicted model, not a curated record. The coding region runs from base 129 to 2723 and encodes 864 amino acids.
CCUUUUUUUUAGUUUGAUUGCUGAGUAUGAAAAUAUCACCCAAGGCUGGAUUUAUGUCUGACUGGAUGUUAUAUGUGUAAUGGUUGGUGCCUCUUGCUAUCUGAUUCCUUAUCCUCCUCAUCCCCACCAUGGCUGCACCGCAAGAGCCCAAGAUUGAUUUUAAUUUUUACGAACAGCCCAGUACGAUCUCGUACUUUGAUCCAAUAGUCGACACUCUGCGUAGCGAUCUGGAAUCUGAAGGUGCCGACACGACCUUUACGGCUCCAGGCCUGGCGCACUUUGUAGCCAAGUUCCAGCAAUUCCAACAAGACGCCCUGGGUCCAUCGAUCGCUGAAACGGCCAGAAAAAACGACACGACAACAAACUUUCCUUCGCGCAUUCCUGUGUCCUUUUUCCGCGUCAACAGCAACCUUACAAAAACAUCGCCUCUUUACACCGUUUUAAAAGCAGCUUAUUCGUUCCAAUCUGACAAAGACAUUAGUGAUUGGCAGUUUGACGCACCGGAAGAAAAAGACGUAUACCUUGAGCUUGUGCAGCAUAUUAAACGAUCGCUGGAAUCCUCCAACUUGUAUACAAACCCAGUUGUUGCAUUUGAUCAAACCAUUGAUGCAGACACAAAAUCGGAUUUGGAGAAAAAGAUUGUAGCUUUGGGUGGAAGCAUGUCAAGCAACAUUUCAACGGCAACACAUAUCGUGUACAAAAGCGAGCAGCCUAAACAGGACGAAAAACGCGCUUUUCGGGCACUCGAGAAGAAGGAUGGAAAGGUGUUUGUACACUGGAUGUGUCUCCCAGACUCGCACGACUGUUGGAUCGACGAAGCUGAGCAGCAGCAAUAUCGCGAUGUGACUAAAGAAGCAGAAACCGAUCAGCGACCGCAGCAAUCGCACGUCAGUGCCAGUUGGGUCACGGAUAGCUACAAAUACAACGAAUGGAUGAACCCGGUGGAUUACGUGCAUGAAGACAAGUCCAGCGCAAAAUCUGGGGUGAAACGAACCAUGGAGGAGAGCUCUUCGUUUGGUGAUGAAGCAGGUCCUGUAAAAAAGUCCCGCACGCCUCAGCCCAACGAAGAUAAGGUGGCAGCAGCACCAGCACCAGCAGCAGCGACUACAGAGGGCGAACCAAUGGAAUUAACAACCGAAACGAACGGUGUCAAUGCCGAUUCUUUGGUAGCUCAACAACGGCAACGCGACGCUGCGCGCAAAUAUAUCUCUAUACAAACACACGAAAUCAUUAUUCCCUCAUACGCAGCUUGGUUCGACCUCAGCGUGAUCCACGAUAUUGAACGACGAUCGUUACCUGAAUUCUUCAACAAUCGCAAUCGAACCAAGACGCCUUCAGUAUACAAGGACUACCGCGACUUUAUGAUCAAUACAUAUCGCUUGAAUCCAGUCGAAUAUCUUACGGUAACAGCAUGUAGACGUAAUAUGACCGGUGAUGUUUGCGCUAUCAUCCGCGUGCACGCAUUCUUAGAACAGUGGGGAUUAAUCAAUUACCAGGUUGAUCCUGAUGCUAAACCAUCCAACAUUGGCCCUCCAUUCUCUGGUCAAUUCAAAACUAUUGCCGACAUGCCCAAGUUAUUAGGCGCCAACAAUAACACCCAACUGCCGGUGGAAGCCGCUACCAAAACAGAAUCUGCCCCAGACAAAGAAGAAGAUACAAAGACAUCUGUCAAGCUGGAUCCAAAUCUCGAACUUCGACACAACAUUUUCGAAACGCCAGCAACAGAAUCAGCAGCUGGGUCCACGAGCAAAGAGUGUGUAUCGUGCUCUAAGCAAUGUGGUAAGGUACGAUAUCGUAACGGCGAAACCUAUGUUUGUGGGGACUGCUACAAAGAAAAGAAGCUGCCUGCCGACACAACCGCGGAGGAUUUCACCGAAGACCAGACCAAAGAGAACGCUGAACCAUGGACUGAACAAGAAGAUUUGUUGUUGCUCGAAGGUCUGCGCAUGUUUGAAGAUGAUUGGAAUGCAGUGGCAGAUCAUGUCGGUACACGAUCACGCGACGAAUGUAUCCUUCACUAUCUCCACCUGCCAAUUGACGACCCUUAUGUCGACAGCGAAAUAUCCAAACUGGGUUUGCUCCAGUUCGAUAAGUCAAAGGCAAUUGAAAACCCCAUUAUGUCAGUGGUCGCAUUCCUGGCAUCGACUGUAAAACCUGAAGUCGCCGCUGCAGCUGGACAGCAACGGAAUCUAGAGGAGAACAAAGAAGAAGAUAAAGACACGGCAUCCGAAAAGGCACGGGAAAAGGAGAACGACGAGGCCCGCAUGACUACAUACAACCUGAUCCGCACCAAGCUGCGCUUCUUCGAAACCAAGGUGUCACAGUAUGAAAAACUCGAAGAAUUUGUGGAGCAGGAGCGACGAAAACUGGAACGCGAACGAUACCAGCUCAACAUAGACCGCUUAUCUUUAAAGGACACCAUUACGCAAGUUCAGCGCGAAGCAGAAAAGCGCGGAAGCUCUGCCAGCGCAAAUAGUAUCACUCCAGCACAAAUCCAACAGCAAAUCGCCGGCGGUGUCAUGGCUGGUGGUGGUGCCGGAAACCAAAUGUACAUGAAUCCCGGGCAGCCCAAUCCUAUGCAGAUGCAGCAGCAACAGCACCAGCACCAGCAGCAACAACAGCAGUUCCAAAUCCAGAUGCAGCGACAAAUGCAGGCUCAGCAGCAAGGCCAUCAAUUCCAACAGCCACCGCCAGGGCACAACUAUAACAUGAUGUCCUUUUAAGUAGUCUUUAUUUUUUUUUU